Messenger RNA from Parathielavia appendiculata, 1914 nucleotides. RefSeq lists its product as uncharacterized. Bases 1 to 1914 code for a protein of 637 amino acids. The transcript has 2 exons. Gene Ontology annotation, molecular function: transcription cis-regulatory region binding; DNA-binding transcription factor activity. Gene Ontology annotation, cellular component: nucleus. NCBI's taxonomy places the organism in Eukaryota, Fungi, Ascomycota, Sordariomycetes, Sordariales, Chaetomiaceae. The record is from RefSeq and is a predicted model, not a curated record. Gene Ontology annotation, biological process: positive regulation of transcription by RNA polymerase II.
AUGAAGAACAGGCAGAAGUCGAGAAGCGGUUGCCGGACGUGCAAGCUCAGGCGGCCUGGGUGCCGAAACUGUGCCCAGAAAGGGUUCGAGUGUCCGGGCUACCAACAGCGUCUCCAGUGGUCCACAAAGCACGAGAGACCAACCGCAACAAGGACAAGCGGUCCCGCAAACUUCGCCCAACUCGUUACCGCUGCCUCCGAGUCCAUAGUCUCGAAGGCGGCAGCGGCCGCCGACGGCUCGGGCCAUGACGGGGCUAGGACUUCGGCUGUGGCUCCGAUAUCCACUGCCUUGCUCACUGUUCCCUUCACGCCGUCGUCCACCGCCUCACCAACUGCAUCCUCUUCGACCUCGCCGUACUCGUCCCCAUCUUCAUCCACGCCGUCUCCACCAGCUCAGUUGGAGGACCCCGUCCUGAGCGCCGAAAGCCAUGCCGUCUUAGUGCCCGUGGUGCCUCCCGUGGUGGGCCCUGUGGUGCCUGAGACAGAGCCAGAAUCCCCCGAGGAGCCCGGUCAAGAACCAGAGCUGGCCAUGUCCGCACCCGUCAUUGACAUUCCGACCUUUUUGAUAGAGCACUGGUUCAAAUCCGUUUGCUCUUUGUGGUCGGCGCUCGACUCUCCUUCUAAUCCAUAUCGUCAACUGACAGCUGAUCUCUGGCAUAACUCAACGCCAGUCUUCUACGCCCUGCAGUCCAUCUCGGCUGCUUCCCUCGUCGACCGGCUCCCUUGUGUCAUGAAAGAUACGGCCCGAGCUGCCCCACGCAAGGCGUUUGAGGCCAUCAGACAAGAACUUGUCACCUUUUCGACCGGAUUUCGCCCCAAGUUCCCCACAGGGCUUCUCCUGUCGCUGUUCUGUAUGAGCUCGUCCAUGUGCUGGUUAGAGUCUCGUCAACUCGGCCAGCAGUUUGUCAAGCAGGCUAGGGCCGUGCUGAAAACUCUGGACGGUUGCCCACUUGACGCUGAGGGCCAGAGGCUGCUCGAAUUUUUCAAUGGCUGCCUCAUCUACGAGGAGAUGCUCCGCAGCGUGGUGAGCGAAGACGAAAUCGACUUUGAGCACAUGCUUAGUUGGCCAGAGCCAGCGACCAAACGGCCUCUAAUACCUGCCGCCUCGCAUCCAUGGAGCGGCGUCUCCUCGGAUGUCCUGAGACUGUUCGGCAAAGCCGUAGCUUUGUGCAGACGGUCCCGCACUCGGUGGCGCCACAAUGAAGGGACGAGCUACCAGAUUCUCCAAGGAGCCAUGCAGGACAUCGCCGAGGCUACAAGAGUGGAGGAGGCUCUGCUCUCGGUCGAUGUCCCACAGCUUCUCGAAUGCCACCCGGCCCCGCAAACCACGGACUCUGCCCGAGACCUGCACCAUGUGUCUGAGGCAUACCGUCUGUGCGCGCUGCUACAGCUCUACGAGACCUUCCCAGAUCUCACCGCUAAACGGAGCCCGAUGCUGAAGGACGCCAACAGAUCUGUUGUCUGGCACUCAUGGGUGGCUCCGCUGGCCCUACACAUCACUGAGGUGCUUGGGAGGGUACCUCCGGGGAGCCUGAGUUGUAUUCAGCCCCUUCUUUGUCUCUGCGCCGGAAGCGGGCUCAGAUAUGACAGCAAAGUUCCUCUGGGAUGCGGACACAGCAGUUAUUUUUUGAGGACAGAUCCCGACGCAGCAACCGUCCGGACAUUAGGGCUUACGGAACCUGACUUGGGCAAUCCCGGCAUAUCCGAGACUGCCAUUAAGAUCUCGCAGGCGCGCCGCUUUGUUAUGGAUCGGUUGGAGCAGCUUGCGCUCUGCCUACCUCCCAAGCCAAUCGGAGUGGCACAACAGCUGAUGCGUGCGGUUUGGGCUGCGUACGAUGCGGAAAUCGGCCUAGCUCGUCGGACACAUUGGCUUGAUGUGAUGAGUAAUACCGGGCUUCACAGCCUCUUUGGCUGA